Molecule: messenger RNA, 2527 nt
Organism: Nicotiana tabacum (common tobacco)
Lineage: Eukaryota; Viridiplantae; Streptophyta; Magnoliopsida; Solanales; Solanaceae
Product: cytosolic endo-beta-N-acetylglucosaminidase 1-like
Biological process (GO): protein deglycosylation
Cellular component (GO): cytoplasm
Molecular function (GO): mannosyl-glycoprotein endo-beta-N-acetylglucosaminidase activity
Source: RefSeq, a predicted model, not a curated record
GUGAACUUGUAUAAGUAGAGCAAGAAACAUAAAUUCAAAUCUCCUAACGUUUACUCCCUAUUGUCAACUUCUCCUUAGUCCUCUCCAUCACAUGGAUUCUCCACUUCUCCAAUGAGGUUUCCGUUUCGGUCCUACUUCAAAUCCCACCAUCGCCAAACCCUAUCUUCUCUCAGAUUUAUUCUCGAUUCUCUUUUCUUUUUGCUCUCAAAAUUUAAUCCCAUGGCCGGCAAUCAGCACGCGACACCUCACUCCGAUGAUCCUCCGCCGUUUGAUCCAUCGGAACCGUCGAUUCCGAUAUCUUACCCGCUUAAGACGCUAGAAGAGCUCGAGUCGAGGUCUUAUUUCGACUCUUUUCAUUUCCCGUUCACUAAGGCUUCCGUGAAGUUGCCGCCUUACGCCGCCAAUGAAUUGCCGAAACGACCUAGGCUUUUGGUAUGCCACGAUAUGGCUGGAGGAUACCUUGACGAUAAGUGGAUACAAGGCGGAAGUAAUCCAGAUGCUUAUGCUAUAUGGCAUUGGUAUUUAAUUGAUGUAUUCGUGUAUUUCUCGCAUUCUUUGGUUACUCUGCCGCCUCCCUGUUGGACUAACACUGCCCACAAGCAUGGAGUUAAGGCUGGUCACUUCCUCCUUUUCCAUUGAGCUAUAUUUCAUUUAUUAUAAGGUACUGGGAACAUUUAUCAUGGAGUGGGAUGAAGGCAAAUUUCUUGCCAACAAAUUACUGUCAUCAAAGGACUCAGCUAAGAUGUAUGCAGAGCGGUUAAGUGAGCUUGCUGCUGCUUUAGGCUUUGAUGGAUGGUUGGUCAAUAUGGAAGUUUCAGUGGAUGUUGGGCAAAUUCCUAACCUGGAAGAAUUUGUCAGCCACUUAACUCAGUCCAUGCAUUCCCUUGUCCCUGAAUCUUUGGUCAUAUGGUAUGAUAGCGUCACUGUUGAUGGGAAGCUUAACUGGCAAGAUCAACUAAAUGAAAAAAAUAAGCCUUUUUUCGAUAUAUCUGAUGGUAUAUUUGUGAACUACACCUGGCAGGAGAAUUAUCCUAAGCAAUCAGCUGAGGUUGCCGGUUACAGAAAGUUCGAUGUCUAUAUGGGAAUUGAUGUCUUUGGAAGAAACACUUAUGGUGGUGGACAAUGGACGACAAAUUUGGCACUUGAUGUGAUUAAGAGGGAUAAUGUGUCAGCUGCCAUAUUUGCUCCUGGAUGGGUGUACGAGACAAAACAGUUACCUGACUUUCAGACUGCGCAGAAUCGUUGGUGGGGGCUUGUAGAAAGAUCAUGGGAUAUUUCACAAAAUUAUCCCCUAACUCUUCCAUUCUACUCAAAUUUCGAUCAGGGUCAUGGUUACCAUAUUUCUGUUGAUGGAAAGCAAAUAUCACAGACUCCUUGGAAUAACAUUUCUUCGCAAAGCUUUCAGCCUCUCCUGGAGUUUUUUGGAGAAUCUACUGCAGGGAAUCUAGAAGUUGUUGUUGAUCUUAAGGUGCAAUCUUAUAAUGGAGGUGGAAACCUAACAUUCAAUGGAACACUUGAUGAUGAUAUUCAUUUCUCAGCAAGGUUGUUUGAAGGGAAGCUUCAGUUAGCAGAUUCACCUGUUCACUUUACAUUUUCUGUAAAAUCAAAUGGAAGCUCUUUGUUGGGUUUGUCUCUUGAGUUCACUUCUGCUGUAAGGAAGCAAAAAUCAGUAUUACUUGCUUCCUGGGGAGAUUCUUUGAUGACUAUGACCCGUUUUGUUAGACAUUUUGACAAUGUAAUAAUGCCUCGUCGUGUUACUAAGCUAGAGACUGAACCAUCAUGGGUCAUACUAGAAAGUAGUAUCGCAAUGGAAGGAUACAUGUUAACAAAAAUCCAUGCUGUAUGCUAUAAGUUAAGACCUGAAGUUCACAAAUCAGAACGUCAAGGUAAAACCAUGGCUUUUUCUCCAACAGAAUAUCAUGCGGUGCUUGGUCAUCUUGCAAUAGAUAGUCGUACACAGAACUCGAACUUCCCACCAUCAACUUCAUGGCUUGUUGACGGUAAUUACAUUGAAUGGUCUUCCGGUUCUCAUGGCUCCAGGAAACUUAAUGUCAAGCUUGUUUGGAAAUUGAAAGACGGAAAAACUCACCUAUUCCCUAAGUAUUAUAUCUAUGUCAAGAAACAACCCAAUCUCUCAAUUGCAGAACCAAAUAGAUCACUUCAGCUAGUCCAGGAGUACCUGGGAGUUGCGGAAGUUGAAGCAUUUUAUGUAUCUGAUCUAGUAGUUUCCUCUGGCACUUCAAGGAUCAAAUUCAUUAUUCAAGUUUGCAGCCUGGAUGGAGCUUUCCAAAAGCUAGAAGAGUCUCCAUCUCUUGAUUUAGAUGUUCAAGGUUCGUAAAUGUUGUUACUUUAUAUUCUAUAGUUAAAUUAUUGCAUCUGUUCCAGGUUCUAUAGGAGAAGACUAAAGUAAUGUUGAUAUACUUAAACAUGCCGUAGAAUAAUUUGGUUUAUGUAUACAGCUUGUUAUACCUCUACAAUAAUGUACAACAGUGCAAGUAUUUAACGUGUAAAGGUAGUAUCUUGUAUC